Dermacentor silvarum is the source of this 1981-nucleotide messenger RNA. RefSeq names its product solute carrier family 22 member 7. Gene Ontology annotation, biological process: transmembrane transport. The transcript is spliced from 2 exons. The coding region runs from base 1 to 1662 and encodes 553 amino acids. The record is from RefSeq and is a predicted model, not a curated record. Lineage: Eukaryota; Metazoa; Arthropoda; Arachnida; Ixodida; Ixodidae. Gene Ontology annotation, molecular function: transmembrane transporter activity.
AUGAGCGAGAUCGCGCCCUCGGGACCCCAGCGCGAGGUGUACACUUCUCGUCACGAAGGAGGGAGCCUCCUGACGGGCUUCGGGACUGCCGAAACGCACAAGGCGAUCCAGGAGAACAUCUACGUCAUCCUGGGUCACGGUGCCUUCCAGCGUCGCGUCCUCUUCACCGGCAUGCUGUCCGCGGUGGUGCUACUGCUGCACGCGCUGGCCGACCAGCUCGUCGCGCGCGAAUCCCGCCACUGGUGCGCUCCGCCUUACGAGCAGCACGACCUGCCCGCGGAUGCCUGGAAGAACGCGGCCAUCCCGCUAGGUCCCGACGGCGAGCCCAGCCAGUGCGACGUCUACGACCCGCCAUUCGCGAAGGGCGCCGACCAACAACGGCACGUGGUCCGUUGUGAGAAAUGGACGUACGACACCAGUGACACAGACGACAGCAUCGUGAGCCGGUGGGACUUGGUCUGCGACAGGGAGUGGCUGCUUAAGCUCUCCAAGACCGUGUACGUGGUGGGCGCCGUGCUGUUCGUGCCAGCGGCCGGACUCCUCGCGGACAGAUUCGGACGCCGGCCCGCCAUCGUGGGAAACGCCGUGGGUGCCCUGGUGUUCAGCGUGGGGGCCUUCAUAUCGGAGAGGUUCGUCAUCUUCAUCGUCAGUCGGUUCUUCGUGUCGGCCUGCAGCUGCUCGGUGCAGGUGCUGGUGUUCAUCCUGCUCUACGAGGUGACCGGCAACGAGCGGCGCGCCCUCUACGGACUGUUGGACACGGCCGUGGGAACCACGCUGCUCGGGCUUUCGAUCCACCUGCUGUCCGCCCUGGAGCCGCAGUGGUACCAAGCACACGCCAUCCUGAUCCUGCCCACGGCCAUGUUGGCCUUCUGGUGCUACUUGAUCGAUGAGUCGCCCAGCUGGCUCCUGGCGACGUGGAAGGCACGGUACGCCGAUCAGAUAAUCUUGCUGGCUGCCACUGUCAACGGCGUAGACUUAGACAAGGCGAGCGCCACGUUGAAUGCCCUCAGGAAGCAGAUAUCGAAAAGCGAACGGACGGCCGCCACCACCAUGACGACCAUGGCCGAAGGUUACAUCCAGUCGGUCCUGUUUCGGCGGCGCAUGGUGGCCGUGCUCCUGUCGUGGUUCAGCGUCAACUUCACUUACUACGGACACGUACUCCGCGCCGUCAGCAGCAACAACCUGUGGCACUGCGUGCAAGCCGCCACGCAAGCCGGGCUCUACUACGUUGUGUGGCGCAUUCUGCACAGUCACGGCCAGCGCGAGACGCUCACCGUUUUGCUCGCCGUACUCUGUCUCCUCACGGCGCUCAAGGCUAGCGUGCUGCUGCUGCUCGACGCCGACUCGCUAGGGCACCUUGAUGGAGGCGGUCGUGGAGAGCGUCUCUUCGGCGGCACUCAGCCUCAACUACGGCUACACGGCCGACGUGUUUCCCACAAUCAGCCGGAGCCUGGGCCUGUGCAUCGCGUACGCGUUCGGGCGCCUCGGAGUGCUGGCGGUCGUCACUCUCUCGCAAGUGGCCGGCAGCGAAGGCGACGCCGCCAUCAGCCUCAUAAUGAUGCUCUUCGUGCUGCUGAGCGUGAUGGCCAUUCAGUCGUUGCCGGAGUCCUUCGUGGAGAAGAGCAAACAGCAGCAGCCGAGGGCAUCGAUGAGCGAGACUGAACGCAAGGCGGUCAUCCAGGCGUCCCUGUCACCCAUGGCGCCGAUGACUCCCCCCUCACAUGACAGGCAUGGUCGCAGGAAGUCGAAGGACGCCCGUGAGAUCGUCACAAUCUAGUGUGUCGCCGCGUGAGAGACGCAAGACUUCCGGGCGUCCCGAAGGCAUCGAGGAACCCUGACUGCGAGAACGCGCCCAUUUGUUGCGCAAUGGUCUUCGAUUAUGAGACGCCCGCGACGCGGACGCUUUACAGUGCGUUUAGCUAUGUAUAUUAUUAUUGAUAAUCGUUAGUAAUGAAAGCAAUAAUUUUGUCAGAGAACGUUU